Colletotrichum destructivum is the source of this 354-nucleotide messenger RNA. RefSeq lists its product as uncharacterized. Bases 1 to 354 code for a protein of 117 amino acids. Lineage: Eukaryota; Fungi; Ascomycota; Sordariomycetes; Glomerellales; Glomerellaceae. The transcript has a single exon. The record is from RefSeq and is a predicted model, not a curated record.
AUGGCCCUCAAGUCGCCUCGGAUCAUCAGCGCUGAAGUCACCAAGAUCCGCGAGUUGUCGCCAAGGAGAAUCCCGCUGAACGAGGACAUCAACGCCGUGUCACAAAAUGAGAGGGGCGAUACAGUGUGGUAUCUUCCGGGGCUUUCAACCGAGGGAGCAGUGCAGGUCUGGGAGGGCGAAGGCGAUCGAGUCGGGAACGUUUCGGCAUGUUGUUCUGGUCCUGGACUAUGGGCAGAACGCAGACGGACAUCGAGAUCUGGUGGAAAAGGGGUUGAGAGGCUGAAGGGAUGCCCCGGCGGCGGAGUGACAGAUAUUAUCUUACUGUCUGGCCAAGCCUCAGAGGAAGUUCAAUGA